UCCAGAUGCUCAAUCAUGCAUGUCAACUCUCACCACACACACUCGUCGAGAAACCCUUGACUUGAGUAUCUUCACAAAGCUCGGUUCAACCCACGAAGAACCGUCACCUGACUCUCCAAACUCUCUUUUCGAUGAAGACAUCCCUUCAGCUGUCGGACCGCCCGUGAGCACGACCACAGUUCCCUUCAUCCCCGGGCUCGUCCUGAGUCCGACACACCUCAUUCCAGAAGCGCUGGCGAAUGAGGUCGUUCAUUUCUGUUUGGAGAGUUACUUCCAACGUGAAGAUGUGAACCAGAUCAUGCUCUUUGGCACAUCGGCAUCGGCAACUGGGUUCCCUCCGUUGCUUACAACUCUGCUUGCGACAAUGGCAUCUCUUCUCGCCCCGACACUUUCAGAGGAGACUCACCAGCUCUUGUUUCCGCACUCGCCAUCACUGACUCGUCAGGCGAUACUCAACUUGUAUCACCCUGGUGAAGGUAUCAUACCACAUGUCGAUCUGCUGAGGAGAUUCGGAGAUGGAAUCGUUGGGGCUAGCUUUGGGAGUGGAUCCGUCAUGCGAUUUGCGGCUGCUGCUGAGGGCACUGGCUACAACGACACUGUGGAGGAUGAUUCGGUGCAGCCUGUCCAUCUGUACCUCCCCGAGAGAAGUAUGCUUGUCCUCACAGGAGAGGCGAGAUAUCGCUGGACACAUGGAAUCGAACGACGGACGGCUGAUCUCGUUGAUGGAGUUCGCAGAGAACGGGGAACCAGAUUGAGCAUCACAUUUCGGUGGAUGUUGCCCAAUGCAGACGUUGUAGGAGACGCGUAGAUACGUCCUAACUCCGUACCCAUGCUCCAGGAGGUUGCAAAGAUAACCAUUCGUUCGGUCUCAGUCCGGCGUAAGCCUCGUUGCGCGGCUUACUUAUAUGCCCAAGCGUGACAUCACGCCAGAUUCACACACGUUUCUCUCUCUCCUCUUGCAUCCAUGUCGAUAAUCUACCGGCAAUACACUGGUGAAGCAGACCUCCCGCAUAUUAUGGAACUCGUCCAGUCUGAGCUCAGCGAGCCCUACGUUAUCUACACUUUCCGAUAUUUCCUACACCAAUGGCCACAUCUCUCGUUCCUUGCUUAUCCAGGUGACGCGCCGACGUCGCGCCCCAUUGGCGUGAUCGUCUGCAAGCAGAGUCUACAUCGAGACCGAGCAAAUCGGGGAUAUAUUGCGAUGCUUAGUGUGAGCAAGAAUUGGCGAAAGCGCGGCAUAGCUAGCACCCUCGUUAAGAAUUCGCUCGAUGCCAUGAAGGAGGAUGGGGUUGAGGAGAUAGUCCUCGAGACCGAGUACGACAACAGUGCGGCCCUGUCGUUGUAUGAAAGCCUGGGGUUCAUCCGAGAGAAGCGUCUUUACCGUUUCUAUCUCAACGGGAAAGACGCAUUUCGCUUGAUCCUGACAGUGCCAAGCUCGGACUCGGACCAAAGCUCCGAUUCAAGUGGGUCCUCACCGGAGACUACGUCUUCUAUGGCGAGCAUCCGUCGUGGGCUCUACCGUGCUAUCAGGGUGUCAGACCCAGAUGAGAGCGAUGACGAAGACUCGCGGUCCAGCCGUUGACGAGAGAUCAUCCUUGGCCAGAACACCUUCCUUUGAUACUGUGAUUGUAUUCUCCGGUAUACUGUAUCGUAUUAGUUUGUACUGCCUUGUGUUUUUUUUGGUACCAUGUUAUAAGUAUCAUCCCCACUCAAUUUCAGCUGUUGCAGCUUUCGUGGCCGAUGUUGAUAUUGUCAUACUGGUUACAUAAGGUAGUCCGUUGUUGACCUUACUAUCAUCUUCAGGCAUGUUCGAGGCUCCAUAUCCACCUUACAAUCCCAAGGACCGAGACGGAUUCUCUUCAGUCCCACAGUUACCAGACGGUCGUGCACCGGUGGCCAGUCAUUAUCACUGGGUUCGAGAGCUUCUGCUGUUUCGCCAGAGUUUCACCGAGUCUAUCUCCAGCGUUAUCGACCGCAUGCAUCGAUUGAGCCACGACCUUUACAUCGAGCUGAAUGCAACCGAAGACGAGGCUGUGAAAGCAGAACUGACUGCCCGCAUCGAUGAGGCUAAAUCUGUCAUUGAGAAGAUCAGCAAGCUGAAGUACGAGAUGGGGAGGGACCAUGCUCUCUCACCGAUCCCCGCAGACGGGGAACCGGCGGACGAGUACAACGUGGAACUCAAUCGAUUGGCGCAACGCUCGCAGAAUACCUGGUUCACGGCGCCGUGGCUCUUCGCAGAAUGCUAUCUGUAUCGACUCCUGAGAUCUUUCCUUCUGCAGACCAGCCAUUGGCGCUCGUUCGAUCCGUUUUUCUCACAGAAGAUCGACACAUUCAAGCAGUCCGGCAAAGCCAUUCAUCAAAUUGCCACUACAAUGCAUGAGCUGGAAGAUGAAAAGGAUCGGCUCCAGUCCGAUCCGAGCAAGUUGGCUGUUCUCUUUAAGGAAAUGAUUCAGAUGUGUUUGUGGGGAAAUGCAACUGAUCUAUCGCUUCUGACACAUCUUUCUGCGUCCGACAUCGAGCAUCUGCAAAGUGUCGGCAAGGAUGCUCAAGCGGCGAGACAAGAGUUCAUACUCCGAGACGACCAAGAAUCCGUUUGGGAGCAAGUCAAAUCCUUGCAUCAGGCUCGCGUAGACUUUGUUCUCGACAACGCUGGGUUCGAGCUUUUCACUGACCUGGUUUUCGCCGACUUUCUGGUCACCUAUACUCCCUACGUCUCUAAAGUGAUCUUCCAUCCCAAACUCAUCCCUUGGUUUGUUUCCGAUGUGACACCCCCAGACUUCUCGGAAACGAUCACGAGUCUGUUGGAUCCUGGAUUCCUUGCCAGCAUAGAGUCUUCCAAUCCAGAGCGGGUGCGGAAUCUCGUGUUACGAUGGCAGAAAUAUAUUGCCGACGGCACAUUCUCGUUGUCCGUCCCUGAGACGACUCCUUUGGGAGGCGGAGUUUCUGGUGAUAUGGCAGCAUUUUGGACUUCGCCCUGGCCUUACUGGGAUAUGGAAACGCGCGCGCCGAAUCUGUAUGCCAAACUGAAAGACAGUGGUCUGGUGAUAUUCAAGGGAGAUUUGAACUAUCGCAAACUCACGGGCGACAUCAAAUGGCCGGCUUGGACAGCCUUUUCUGACGCCGUUGGCCCUCUUGCAGGAUCUUUCCCCCUGCUCAGCUUACGGACUAACAAAGCGGAUGUUGUCGUGGGUGUCGAUCGAGAAAUUGCUGAAAAGUUAGACGCGGAAGGCAAUAAAUGGCGUGUGGAUGGGCGCUACGCCCUCAUUUCGUUUAUUCCGAAUAAGUAGAGCAGAUGGAAUAAAUACAAAUCGUGACGCAAGUACAUAUACAAAAGAUCCAGUAAAUAGAGUUUGAGACACUGUUGUUUGUGUUGUUCCAGUGUGACUUCACUCUUCUUCAG
Mycena citricolor is the source of this 3400-nucleotide messenger RNA. Lineage: Eukaryota; Fungi; Basidiomycota; Agaricomycetes; Agaricales; Mycenaceae. The record is from the annotation of a GenBank genome assembly.